CCGCAAUCUCCCAUCGGCCAAGCCCCGACGACGAGCCGGCGGACAACCCGCCGCCUCCUGAAAGGAAAUCCAGCUCGAGGUGGUCGAACGAACCAAGCUUGGCGCCGCCGUCGCGGAGACGCACCCACCCAACCUGCUCCACACCCGCGGGGGGCUCUCCGCGACACCGCCCGUUUCGCCACUAGUAUUUUUUACUAGUACUUUUCACUGGCGCGCGCGCGGGCGCGGGCGCGAGGCGAGGGAGUGGCGGUGGCGCGCCCGCGGGGCGAGCACCACCACCACCAGCAGCCACCAGGAGGCACACAAGUCGACAUAAAAAAAGGAGACGUCAAGACCCAAACAAAGAGAAUCUUCGCGACGGGGAUGCGAGGCGAGGCGCCUCGUGGUCGUGGCGCGGCGCGUCGCGGUCUUUCCCUUUCCCCCCUCCUCCGAGUCCUCCUCUUCCGUCGCGCUCGCUGGGGGUGGACUGGGGUGUUUGGCUGCGUGAGUGCGGAGCGGCGGCUAUAAAGGGGGAAGAAAGAAACAGCGCCACCCCGAUCUCCUACCUCUACCGCUGCUACUCACCACACCAGCCGCCGCCGCCUCCUGAGCCACGCAGUUUGCAGGUCUGAUACUGCUUGUUGGUUCCUCCCCAUCAAAAUGCUUGGCUCACUUAUGUCUUACUCACCUUCAGUGGAUUCAAAGACGGAGAACACUGAUGAGUUAAUUGCGACUGGUGUUCUUGCUAGUCUGCAGAAUUUCAUCCGCAAAUGCAUUGUAGCUGUCCUCUCGUAUGGCCCAAUGCCUAAGCAUAUUGCAUUUAUUAUGGAUGGUAACCGUAGAUAUGCUAAAUUCAGGAGUAUCCAGGAAGGCUCUGGUCACAGGGUGGGCUUCUCUGCUCUCAUUGCCAGCCUGCUCUACUGCUAUGAAAUGGGCGUGAAGUAUAUCACGGUGUAUGCAUUUAGCAUCGAUAAUUUUAAGCGAGAUCCGACUGAGGUGAAAUCCUUGAUGGAGUUAAUGGAGGAAAAGAUCAAUGAACUGCUAGAAAACAGAAAUGUCAUCAACAAGGUUAACUGUAAGAUCAACUUCUGGGGGAACUUGGACAUGUUGAGCAAAUCAGUGAGGGUAGCAGCUGAGAAACUGAUGGCUACCACUGCUGAAAACACGGGACUGGUCUUCUCUGUUUGCAUGCCAUACAACUCCACUUCUGAGAUUGUCAAUGCGGUCAAUAAGGUCUGUGCAGAAAGGAGGGAUAUACUGCAGAGGGAGGAUGCUGACAGUGUUGCGAAUAAUGGUGUGUAUUCAGACAUUUCAGUGGCAGAUCUGGACCGCCAUAUGUACAGCGCUGGUUGCCCCGAUCCUGACAUUGUGAUCCGGACCUCAGGUGAGACUCGCCUGAGCAAUUUCCUUCUGUGGCAGACGACGUUCAGUCAUUUGCAGAAUCCAGACCCUCUUUGGCCGGAGUUCUCUUUCAAGCACCUUGUCUGGGCCAUACUCCAGUACCAAAGAGUUCACCCUUCUAUUGAGCAAAGCAGAAAUCUGGCUAAGAAGCAGCUGUAAUCACAUCCUCCCUGGGAGGAGAUAGAAACCAUCAUACAAGAUAUCUGUAGUUACACAAUAAUCUGUAUUCUCCUGUGGUAUCUCCUGGAAUAUGAAAUAUAUAAAGGAUAGCUAUGCCAUUGUAUGCUUGAACAUGUGUAUGCUUGAGUUGGUCCAAAUGUGUGAAAUGUAAUAACAUUUGGUCUAAGCAAAGUGCCUUACUUUCCCUGAA
Molecule: messenger RNA, 1750 nt
Organism: Oryza sativa Japonica Group (Japanese rice)
Lineage: Eukaryota; Viridiplantae; Streptophyta; Magnoliopsida; Poales; Poaceae
Product: dehydrodolichyl diphosphate synthase CPT3
Biological process (GO): polyprenol biosynthetic process
Cellular component (GO): endoplasmic reticulum
Source: RefSeq, a predicted model, not a curated record